AUGGCCGCGACGUUCGCGGAUUACCUCGGGAUGGCCAUGCUCACCCCGGCGCUGCCCUACUGGUGCGCGGACGAGGCGGGGAUGACGCCCGCGCAGGUGGCGACGUGGACCGGCGCCAUCACCACGGCGCAGUACGCGGGCGCCGCGAUGGGAAACUUCGCGGUGGGCGCGGCUGGGGACGGGCUGGGCGCGAAACGGACGCUGCUCGCGACGCUGCUGGGCGACGUCGUGCUGUUCACGCUCACGGCGGUGGAGACGCGACCCGGGGCGCUCCUCGCCAUCCGGCUCGUCGCCGGGGCGUCCUCCCCUCUCGUCGCGGCGCUCAUGUACAUCCUGCAGAGGGCGGAGGACAAGGCGCAGACGCUCGCGGGAGUCAACGCGUACUCGCUCAGCGUCAACGGCGGCUACGCCCUCGGGGGCGUCGUCGUCGGACUCGCGUACGGAACGAUGGGGUGGCUCGGGUUGAACCUGCUGUCCGCGUGCGUCGCGGGCGCGGCGCUCGUCUUCGUAGCCGUCGUCGCGAAGAGAGAUCUUCCGGCCGUCACGGAGAGCGGAGCGAGGCGCAGGGAGGAGGCGGAGGCUGGCGUCGGGGUGGGCGCGGGGAUGUCCCCGAGGGCGAGCUUCGCGGUGGGCGAGGCGGGCGAGGGAGGAGGCGGUGGGGGUGGGCCGGGGGGGAAUCGGGGCGGCGGCGGCGACACAGCCGGCGACACAGCUGGCGACGGGGCGUUGACGCAGCUGGAAAAAAAAGUCUCGGUGUUUCGAACGGGCGCCAUGGUGAGCCACUGCUACACCGCGUUCAACACCGGGUACCUGUUCAUGGGGUUCAUCGUGCUCUUCGUGCUCAUGGCGAAGCAGGUGCUCGGGUGGUCGGUCGUGCGCGUGGGGUGGGCGUUCAUGGCCAUCCCCGUCGCCAACGUCGUCGCCAUGUACGGAUUGAUACCGCCGUUUGUCGCGCGGUUCGGCGUGCACUGCAGCAUAACGUGCAGCUCGAUCGGAACCGUGAUGGUGCUGUCCGUCUUGGCCCUCCCCUCGGUGCAUCGCACGCAGGAGGGCAUACUGACCGUCACGUUCUUCCUGAUCCUCUGCGUCGUGCUGCUGCAGGUUCCCAACCAGAUGAGGAUCAAGAUCAUCGCGGAUGCGCACGCGCCGGGCUCGAUGGGUCGAAUCACCGGUGCGAGCAGAGUGUGCUUCGCGACGGGACAGACGUGCUCGCCCAUCGUCGUGGCGCUCCUGUACGUGCAGGACCCGACGUGGGCGGUGCUGUCGAUGGUGUUCGUGGCGGCGGCGGUGCCGGCGGUGUUCGUCGCGUGCGGACAAGCGCUUUGGGCGGACCCCGACUCGAUGGCGGCGGGGCGGGGGGGGGACGGGUCGGGGCGGGGGGUUCCCCGGGCGCGAGCGUCAGGCGCUGAGGGGCCCGCCCCGGGGCGAACGUAA
Molecule: messenger RNA, 1434 nt
Organism: Micromonas commoda
Lineage: Eukaryota; Viridiplantae; Chlorophyta; Mamiellophyceae; Mamiellales; Mamiellaceae
Product: major facilitator superfamily
Exons: 1
Coding region: 1-1434 (477 amino acids)
Biological process (GO): transmembrane transport
Molecular function (GO): transmembrane transporter activity
Source: RefSeq, a predicted model, not a curated record